AGAUUUUGGGGUCAGCAAACCUCUGCACCCAGUGCCCCCCAUGUCAAGCAAGCGUAAACGAAUCCCCACCGCGGAGGAGAGCCAGCAGCAGUCCCAAGCUCUGGAGCUCACCCAGUCCUGGAGGGAGAUCCUGGGGCCCCCGCCGCCCGCUGGCACCACUAAGGAGGAACGCCUUCUCUGGCUGCGCUACCAUAAGAAAAAGUGGGAGCUGCAGGCCCGACAACGGCAGGAGCGCCGGAAGAAGCGGAGGCUGGCCAACGGAGAAGCAGCUCCCGGGGGCGGAGUAAUCCGGGCCGGGCCCUCCAAGGGGCUGAGCAAUUUCCUGCGCAAGACUGCGCGGAGUAUCCUCGACAUGCCGUGGCAAGUAAUCCAGGUACGGGCACCCUCACUGCCGAGGACGGCGGGCGCGUGAGCCCCGACGUUCAGCGCGGGCCGCACUGCUUAUACGCUGACCUGAUAAUCCUCUAGCUGUGUUGCACUUUGAUUCCCAGAAUCCUUUG
This is a messenger RNA of Thamnophis sirtalis, 500 nucleotides long. NCBI's taxonomy places the organism in Eukaryota, Metazoa, Chordata, Lepidosauria, Squamata, Natricidae. The record is from RefSeq and is a predicted model, not a curated record.